GAUAUAUCUUCAUAGCAAUGCAGUGUGUAAGUGGGUAGCAUGAAGAUAUUGACUGUUCUUGUGUGUGUGUGAAUGCAUCGAACUGUGACUUAACCACACUGGUUGCCAUUUCGGUUCUCCUGAAGUUAGGGUGCAGAAACAAGCAUACAAUGGCAAAUAAGGUAUUGCUAUCAUGCUUGCGGCAAAAUACUCCAAAGUAUGCAAAUUCCAUUCGUGGAUUAUCAGGAGUAUCUGGAGUUCCUGAUAAAAUUGGUAAUAGGGAUAUAGUAGGUCAUGGAUGGAAUGGAGAAGCAGCUUACUUAGAUCGAUGUGAUUUUCCUUUGCCUGCAAUUCGUUUCAAACCAAAUACUCCAGACAUAAUGGCAUUGCGAGAGAAAGAAAAAGGUGAUUGGAAGAAAUUAUCAAUAGAAGAAAAAAAGGCAUUAUAUCGAGCCAGUUUCCGUCAAACAUUUAGUGAAUUUCAAGCCUCAACAGGAGAAUGGAAAGGACAUAUUGGAAUUGCACUCAUUGGUGUGGCUUUUAGUCUUUGGGUAGUAAUGUUUCUUAAAACUUUUGCAUACCCACCAUUACCAGAAUCAUUUAAUUUGGAAAACAGACUUGCACAACUGGAACGUAUGAAAAUACUUGAAGUCAAUCCUAUUAGUGGAAUUAGUGCGAAAAAAUAAAUUUAAUUUGUUUAUGUUUAAAAGCAUAGUAAAAAAUAUAGUGUAUUAUACACUAACAAUUAUUUAAUAUAAAUGUUCUGUAUAAGGUUAGUAAGAAGAAACAUUAAUAAAUUAAAUAUUUCUCUCAAAAUAAGAAAA
Bombus pascuorum is the source of this 803-nucleotide messenger RNA. Its product is annotated as cytochrome c oxidase subunit 4 isoform 1, mitochondrial-like. Gene Ontology annotation, biological process: mitochondrial electron transport, cytochrome c to oxygen. The record is from RefSeq and is a predicted model, not a curated record. The transcript is spliced from 4 exons. Lineage: Eukaryota; Metazoa; Arthropoda; Insecta; Hymenoptera; Apidae. The coding region runs from base 150 to 665 and encodes 171 amino acids.